GUGAAAGAGAGAGAGACAGAGAGAGUGAAAGAGAGAGAGAGAGAGAGAGAGAGAGAGAGAGAGAGAGAGACAGACAGACAGACAGACAGACAGACAGACAGACAGACAGACAGACAGACAGAAAGAGAGAGAGACAGAGAGAGUGAAAGAGAGCGAGAGUAAUUCUGGUAAAGGCUAUAAAUUCCGUGAUAUAAAGUCUUCAUAGGGAUCAGUCAGACCUCUACAACCUACAGAUACACCACUCUAGACACAACCUACAGGAAACUACACAAGACUAACAAGGCAACAAGAUAACCCUUGAUAUUCUGCGGUGUGGGUUUCUGGGUAAGAUGAUGAUGUCAGUGAAAGCCAGUGUGUUCUUGCUGGUGCUCUACUUUACCACACAGAUUUCAGGAUUGAAGGUGAAGUCAGAUCCAGAAGUCAGUGGAGGGUUUGUCCAUACAGAGCUGGAGAAGACAGUGUCUCUGACCUGUCUGUCUGAGCCCCAGGAGGCAGAGCUGGUGUGGCUGAGGAACGGUCAGCUGAUCAGCAUUGCAGAGGGCAACACCUGGGGCAGCAGCAGGCUCUGUGUCACGCCUGUAACCCACGACGACCACGCCGCCAUCUUUACCUGCCAGAUGAAGAACAAUGCCAGCGUCAACGCCUCAGUCCAGCUGGAGGUCACCUACGCCCCGUUGCACUCUGGGAAGGAGGAGGUGUCGGUGGAGCAGACGAGGGAGCUGGAAUUGUCAUGUGACGUCUUUGCCAACCCCCCCGUCUUGGUAUCUUGGCAACAGCACGGAGACCCCAUCGACCUAUCAGAGGGCGGCUUCCUACUGACCAAUGACGGCUUUACGUCUCGUCUGAAGGUGGGCCGGGUGGACAGGGCGGUACACCAAGGUCCCUACAGCUGUGUGACGUCAUCGCCCAUUUACCCAAAUCGCACCAAAUCUUUUGAAGUCACCGUCACAGACAAGACCCUUCAGUUCCAGACAGACCUGAUCUUUCCUAUGAUAGCAGGCCUGGUGGUGAUAGGCUGUACCACAUUGCUCGCCAUCAUCUCUCGCUGGAGUUGGAUCACACAGUGCUGCAAGUAGGAGGAUCUGAGCCCGCCACACCUCCGACCACAGCCAAUAAGAUCAGAGAAUAUGACCAUGAAUCCACUCCAUUGGACAGAGGGAAACCAUGAGGUGUUCUAUACUGAUGAAUAGCUGUUGGGAUGAACUGUAUGAGUGAUUUCAUUGAUAUAAUCUACUGUUGUGAUAUGAAAAUAUUGUAUUUCUACUUCAAAUUAAAGAGAAACUCAUUCAUAUAUUUAA
Oncorhynchus keta (chum salmon) is the source of this 1298-nucleotide messenger RNA. RefSeq names its product transmembrane and immunoglobulin domain containing 1 (gene tmigd1). Gene Ontology annotation, biological process: cell-cell adhesion. Lineage: Eukaryota; Metazoa; Chordata; Actinopteri; Salmoniformes; Salmonidae. The coding region runs from base 330 to 1076 and encodes 248 amino acids. The record is from RefSeq and is a predicted model, not a curated record. Gene Ontology annotation, cellular component: cell-cell junction. The transcript is spliced from 6 exons. Gene Ontology annotation, molecular function: cell adhesion molecule binding.